Molecule: messenger RNA, 4205 nt
Organism: Ruditapes philippinarum (Manila clam)
Lineage: Eukaryota; Metazoa; Mollusca; Bivalvia; Venerida; Veneridae
Product: TBC1 domain family member 31-like
Cellular component (GO): centrosome
Molecular function (GO): protein binding
Source: RefSeq, a predicted model, not a curated record
UGGCGAUCACCAGGGAAACAUCUUUAUGUUUGAUUUGUCAAAAAACAGGUUUUCUCUUGUUCAGAAAUGUGGGUCCCCUUGUACAGCUAUUGGAUUCUGUUUGAGGAAAAAGUCAGAAUUUCUGAUAGGACUUUCAGAUUACUCACUGAAAUGCUUUGACACAGAUACAAGAGAGAUGGUUGCGUGGAUGAAGGGUCAUGAGUCUGCUAUACACAGUAUAUCAGUGCACGCAUCAGGUAGAUAUGCCCUCACUACGUCCUCAGAUACUGCACAGUUAUGGGAUCUGGACACAUUCCAGAGGAAAAGAAAACUGUCAAUCAAAGAAGAUGUUGGAAUAGUGCAGGUUUUUUUCCUGCCUUUGAGUAAUACAAUAAUCACUGGAUUCCGAGACGAUACAAUAUUUGCGUGGGAAUCGGACACUCUCACCUGUAAGUUCCAGCUACCUACACCACCUGGAAAGUAAACCACACUAAAAAAGUUUUUUGCCCCCACAAGAGAUGGUAGAAUAUUGGCAGCAGGGGGUAGAUCUAGAUUUAUACAUCUAUGGGCAUUAGAUACUAGAAAGUUACUGAGGAUUGUUGAAAUGCCAGAAAAAGUGACAUCAGUGAAACAAGUCUUCUUUUUACCCGAAAACUUUGAUGGUGGUGCAAGUCAGAUUUUAGGCGUUUUGUGUCAAGAUGGCAUCGCAAGAUUUAUCAACAUUCAUUCUUGUAAACUGUUGUUUGACAUGGGAGAAAUAUCGAACAAGAUUAACAACAUUUCUGUGAGUCCAAAUGGUCGUUAUGUUGUCACAGUGAAUGAAGACGGAACCAUGGGAAUAUAUAACCUCCAGACAUUGAGUGCGGAAAUCAACAAGCCACCUGCCCCACUGGUUAAAGUUGUCACUAACAACAAAAUGUCUGAUGCAGCCUCCGUUGAUAAAUCAUACUCAUCUGUGUCAAGUAAGGGCUCAAAAAAAGGUCGACGCCCACUAUCUGCCCCAGCCAGAGGAAAAGAAAACAGACGAAGGUUGCAGGAGGAUGACACUUGUGAAACAGAGUUACCUGAGGGACUUAACAUGGACAGGUUACAGGCUAUAUUGAAAGGAUACUAUGAAUAUCCUGCCAAAUACAGGAUGUUUAUUUGGCGUUCAGUUUUACGAUUACCAGAAAACCAUGCUGCGUAUGCUGCCCUUGUUGAUAAAGGAACACAUCCAGCUUUUGAGAAGCUAAGUGAAGAAUAUCCAAUAAAAAGUAGACGACUGCUACGAAUACUUCAAAGAAUAUUAUCAGCAUUGGCUAACUGGUCACCAAUAUUUGGAGAGACACAGUAUCUACCAGUACUGGCGUUCCCAUUUGUUAAACUGUUCCAGAAUAACCAUCUUGUCUGUUUUGAGAUUAUUGCCAGUAUACUAGUGAAUUACUCACAGCACUGGUUUGAGUAUUUCCCUAACCCACCUAUCAACAUACUGGGUAUGAUAGAAAAUGUGAUAGGCCAUCAUGAUAGAUAUCUACUACAACAUUUUGUCAAAUACAAUGUCACCUCUCAGAUCUAUGCCUGGCCUCUGUUGGAGACGUUGUUUUCUGAGGUUUUGACAAGGGAAGAAUGGAUGAUGCUGUUUGACAACGUGUUUAGUAACCACCCGUCAUUUCUUCUGAUGGUUGUAGCAGCCUAUGCCAUGUGUGCCAGGGGUCCACUCAUGCAAUGUGUCGAACUGGAUGACUUCAGAUAUUUCUUUCACCACCGUAAUGCUGUAGAUUUGAAACAAGUAUUAAAGGAGGCAUAUAGAAUAAUGGAUGCCACACCCGAGUCAAUCCACCCCAGCAAAACCCUAGAAGAUUUCAAACCCCUGACCAAGGGACAGUACCCUGUAUUUAACAAAUAUCCCAAGUUUAUAGUGGAUUAUCAGGUACAAGAAAGGGAGAGAAUCCGACUUGAAGAGUUAGAUUAUCUUAGACAAAGACAAGUUUCUAUGGAUAUGGAACGUGAGACACAGAAACGUCAACAAGAGGAAGAAGCCUGGUACCGUCAACAGAAUCUUCUCCUCGAGGCCGAGGAUAAACGUCGUAAAAUGAUCCACGAUGAAGAACAGAAACUAACAGAUCAAAGAAAACGAUUAAAUGCCAUGAACCGUGAGGUGAAGUUUAAGGAGUUACAGUUGUUGGAUGCUGCACGAAGAAAGUUCCUACACUUCCAGAAAUCACAAAGAGAAUCAGAACUGAAGAGGUUAGAUGAUGAAGUCCAGAGAAAGGCAUUAUUACGUGACCAGGAGACGGAGGCUGCCAUUGAAGAGGCUGAAAUACGAAACAUGGAGUUACAACUGAAGAAAAAAAUGUUUGAACAGGAAUUGUUUCGAGAGUAUGCCACAUCGUCACAUCAUCUACGUACAGAACAAGAUAUGCAUCGUAAACAAGCUGAGUUAGAAGAUAGAAUACAGCAGAGAUUGAAAGACGCAGAGCGUGAGAGAGAAAUGGAGGCUCGCAAGACUAUGGAGGAGAACCUGGCACGGGCAUCACAGAAGAACAUUGAUGUGUGGGCAGGAAAUGAAGUAGAGUAUAGACAUAGGCUGGAAGAUCUUCAAAGGGAGGUCAAAACUGUACAAUUGGGUAGAAAGAAUGCAGAGAAUCGAGGGUUAGAACAGGAGGUUCAUAACUUGAUGAGGAAAUGCCAAGAUAAACGAUUAGAUGACCAUGCUGAAGGGGAGGAAGAGCGGCAGACCCAGCGUAAACUAGCUGACCAGGCUAAUGCACGCAGGCUCGAUUUUGUUGCCCAGGAUGCGGAACUAGGUCAAGCUCACGGCAGGGACCUGACAGAAGAUGCUAUAGAUAGUACUUACAGAUCAAGAUUAGGGCAGUCAUAUCUAGAUGGUACAACGAGAUCGGAGUUGUUAAAAUCUUUUGAAUCUUUGUCUACAGCAGAUACAGACUCUAUGGCCUCUUCUAUUUCCUUGGAGACAAAGAGACGAGGUUUUGAUGAGCGAGAAAUUAGUUUAUUAAAUGAAGUUAGAAGAUUACGCCAAAAGUUAGCAACUGAAGGUCGCACCAGAAAGCCACCUCCCCUCGUUAGCUGUGAUGCUUAGUGAAUAUAUGAAAUAAUUUAGUGUAUAGAUCAACAAAGAUAAUAUGACAGUUGUGUAUAGAUAGACUUGGAUAACAUGGCUGUCAUGUAUAAUAUAAAGUUGGACACAAUUAUUGGUAAACUUUGAGUGUUGCAUUUAUGGAUAGCCUGUGUAGGUUAUAUCGAUAAAAUGACAGUCUUGAAUGUAUACAUAUUGCUGCAAGAUUUUGUGUAUUUUGAAGUUUUUGCGAAACUUUCCAGGCCUGGUACAAGAUAUUCAGAAAUUGCUGAAAAUUCUGUACCCAGCUCUCAGUGAUUUUUAUUUAAACAUAUGAAAUGAAUAUACAUGUAUGUAAUCAGUCUAUCCACUGCCACCUUAUGUUUAUAAGUUUAUGAAAAAUUAAUUUUGUAUUUCAUUUAAAGAUUUGCACAUGCUUGUAUGUGCUAAGGGAUCAUUAGAUAGUCGUGAAUUAAAUGUAUUGAUGAACCAUUACAUUAUUGUAUUAGAAAGAUUUCAACUCAACUUGAAUGUGAUUAGCCUUGUCCGUCAGUAUUUCUGCAUUUUGUUACUGAAAUCCCUCAAACAUGAAAUGGAAUGUCCCAAAAUUAAAACUGGGCAAAUCCAUUAAACAAAUUGAGCAGGUGAAGGUUUCAGGUGUUUUGGUAAAACUGAUAUUUGUACAUAAAUCCUACGAUAUAUCUGUGAUAAAUAAUUAUGUGUCUGAUUGAAACAUUUGUCUUAUUUUUGCAAUUCUUGCAAUAAAAUGUUAACUGCACCAUGCUGAUGUGUAUUGUGAAUUUAUGUCUAUAGGGUGAUUAUAUACGGAUUUGCAGGUUCUUUAAAUUAAUUUUCUCAGUCGUGCCAUUCAACAUUUUUGCCUGGAGCAUAAUUUGAAAAAACAAUCAAAGGUUUUAACUUGUAAUUUGAAAUAAAGGGGCAACAAAUUUUGCAUAGGACCUAAAGGAUUUCCUUUUCACAUGCAAGAUUCAUGGCACAGUUUUCUUGAUUUGACAUGAUUUGCAGAUUUUUUUUAUGUAAAUACUAUGUGUUAUUUAUACUGUAUAUGGUGUAAAGGCAUUUACUCAUAGAGAUUUAUUUCUAGAUAUAAAUUUAUAUCUCAAAUGCUAGAAAAGUAAAAACUUUUUGAAUAAAAAAAAAUGUAAAAGUA